Molecule: messenger RNA, 1300 nt
Organism: Aplysia californica (California sea hare)
Lineage: Eukaryota; Metazoa; Mollusca; Gastropoda; Aplysiida; Aplysiidae
Product: splicing factor U2AF 26 kDa subunit
Exons: 8
Coding region: 46-804 (252 amino acids)
Biological process (GO): mRNA splicing, via spliceosome
Cellular component (GO): U2AF complex; spliceosomal complex
Molecular function (GO): pre-mRNA 3'-splice site binding; metal ion binding
Source: RefSeq, a predicted model, not a curated record
GGAAGUCGGAAGUCGGAUGGUUGAACGUUCAUUCAAUGAUUCAACAUGGCUGAAUAUCUCGCGUCAAUUUUUGGCACCGAGAAGGAUAAGGUUAAUUGUUCCUUCUACUUCAAGAUUGGUGCUUGCCGUCAUGGGGACCGCUGUUCCAGACUCCACAACAGACCCACGUUCAGUCAGACAAUUUUACUUCAAAACCUGUACCUGAACCCUCAGAACGCAGCUCUCACCGCUGAUGGCUCACACAUUGUGCUGGAUGAUGUACAAGCUCAACAAGAGUAUGAUGAAUUCUUCGAAGAGAUUUUUGUGGAACUGGAAGACAAGUAUGGAGAAAUUGAAGAGAUGAACGUUUGUGACAAUCUUGGAGACCACUUGGUGGGGAAUGUCUACGUCAGGUUCCACAAGGAGGAGGAUGCAGAGAAAGCUGUGUCGGAGCUGAACAACCGCUGGUUCAACCAGAGACCCAUCCACUGUGAGCUAUCUCCCGUGACAGACUUCAGGGAAGCCUGCUGUCGACAGUACGAGAUGGGAGAAUGCACCCGUGGCGGAUUCUGUAACUUCAUGCACCUGAAACCCAUCUCCCGUGAACUGAGGAGAGAGCUGUAUGGGCGCAGUGGUCAUCGCAAGGGCAAAAAGUCCAGAUCUCGUUCUCCACCAACUAGUAACAACCGUAGAAAGUCCAGUCGUGACCAAGACGACAGAGGCGAUCGUGAGAAUGGCCGCGACAGAUCGGGCAGAGAUCGUGAACGGCGAGACCGACGGGAGCGACGAAGGUCGAGGUCACACGAUCGUCAUGGGAGAUACUAAACACAAUUUGCGGCCAGAUUUAACUACUGUUGUUCUUGGGGGGGGCAAGAGCAGAAUUCGGGGAGGGGGAGGGGGAGGGGGGGGUUUCAGUUCAUGGGUCAAAUGUUCAAUUUCAUUUCCAUGGCGCAAGAACACUGUACCUUUCUUGUUAUUGUGCUUACAUAUAUUUUUUUGGUUUAUUUGUUGUUGUUUUGUUGUUGUUUUUUAUCAUAGUAGACUGGCGUUACCUUUGGGUCUGUUUAGUGACAUUUUGAUAGCGCAUACAUCUGUAGGGAUUGUGUCAUACAAAGAUUCUGUCCACGGAGGGUCCAUUUAUGCAAAUGAUAGACUUUUAGCGUGAGAAACACAGGCAUUGAUCAAUUUUAAGUUCUGUCGUGUAUAUUUAUGUAUGUGUUUCAGAAAAAGUCUCUCCCGGCAUGUUUGUCUACACUGAUAUGUCUUUUUCAAUGUAAUGUUAUGCUCCAACAAAAACAAUAAAAGUUGUUGUCAUUUUUGU